AUGGUUCAUCCAAUGAAUCUUCUGCCUCAAGUGCAAGGAGCUUCACAAAAGAAAAUGGAGAUGGAAGCUUCAUCAACAAAGCAAGCUGUAGCAAGAUUGAGGUCAAGUGGUGGUCAUCUAUCCAUUGUCGAUGAAGCCCCAGGCGAUGCCAUGGCAAAGCUAGGUGCAACCCUAAGUGACACCAUGGCAAAGCCAAGGGUGAUGCCCCCUUACCCACAUGGCAACACCCAUAAAGGCGAUGCCCAAGGUGACAUCGAUAGUGAACAAGAGGCUAGAAGAAGAGGUGAUGCUGUGAUGGAGGGCGAAGGUGAAGGUGACGUCGUGCUUGGAGUAUUGGGCUGCACUAAUCGGCUGGGUGGUGCUAAUGCGCUGGGCGACGCCAGCCAAUCACGUGGUGAGAGUAGGACAUGUGAGCAUGAGAUAGACGGUGCUAGCGAGCUGGGUGCCAAUAGGUGUAGGCCAGGUGGCUAUGGCAAUGACAGGCACAAGUCAGAUGGAUUUGGUGAUGGCGAGCACGGGCCUAACGGCGAAGUUGGCAGUCUGGGCGAUGACGGGUGA
Messenger RNA from Ilex paraguariensis (yerba mate), 558 nucleotides. Lineage: Eukaryota; Viridiplantae; Streptophyta; Magnoliopsida; Aquifoliales; Aquifoliaceae. The record is from the annotation of a GenBank genome assembly.